GCGUGGGACCAGGAGCGCGGAAAGCCAGGGUCCUAGCAGGAAUGCGCCCAGCCCUCGCGAAGCCUGCCUCCCCGUCUCCCUGGGAAACGGACGCUGCGAGCGGGGCCGGGGCUCCCGGCGGCCUCGUGGCUCCGGCGCCCGGCGCGGUUCCCCGUGCGGACCUGUCGGCACUUCGCCAUUAGACUACCUCCGCUCCGCCCUCCGCCCCCAGCCGAGACCCCGCCCAGAAGGGGCGCCCCGGGGUCGGCUGCUGGGCCCUCGCUUUGCUCCAGAGGUUUUUGCCGGCGCCGGGGCCCGACCCAGCAGUACCUGGGCUGCUCCCGCCCGGGGCGCCGCACCUCCAGCGUCGGUGAGAACUUUCCCCGGAGCCGCCGGGGCCUGGCGCCCCAGGGCGCACCCCCGCCCGCCCGCCCACCGCAUUCCCAGCCUGGGGGCCUGGAGGCAAGUCCUUCGACUGCCCGGUUCUCUGAACCUCCCGGGGAAGCAGCCCUCCGCCGCGGCGCAGGGCAUUCUCGAAGGGAGAGAUUGAACUUGGCCCUACACGAUCCUCCGAGAUGAGCUCGGGGCUCCCCAGACUGAAGCCACACUGCGCGACGAGCUGACCUCUACUCACCGGUCUCGGAGACUUCUGUCGUCCCCAGGACUGCGGGAGGGGCCGCGGCGUCCCCGCCCUCGGAGGAGCCGGAGCCGCAGGAUGCGCGGGGACGCGCCGCCGCCCUCCGCACCCAGUUCCGCUGGCGCUUCCCCGGCUGCUCCCGGGCGCUGAUCUCCGGGCUUCUCCGCCCUCCUAGCCGCCCGCCCGCGCGGCGCUGGACCUCGCCGAGAGCCGCUCCUGUUGCCCUCGCCACGGCGCGGACAAUAAACUAAUGCCUCGUGCUUGAGGGGAGGGGGCGGCUCAGCGCUCGGGUCGCAGCUUUCUCGCCCGGCUGGAGACCGCCGCAGCCGACAUGGGCUGUUUCUGCGCUGUUCCGGAAGAAUUUUACUGCGAAGUUUUGCUCCUGGAUGAAUCCAAGUUAACCCUCACCACCCAGCAGCAGGGCAUCAAGGUCUGACUCCAGAACCUGAGCUCCUAACCUUUCCUGAAAUGAUGAUGAUGGUGGCGAUGGCAGUGACAACAUAGCUAAGCGUUUCAUCACAAAAUGUGGAUGAUGUUCUUAAUUCCCGACUUCUAGACUGGCCAAGCGACUUCUCCAAUGUCAAAUAGCUAAAGUCAACGAGAGGUUCCGUUGUCCUUGACCACGUAUUUCGUCACAUAAACCUCGUGGAGAUUGAUUAUUUUGGGCUGCGUUACUGUGACAGAAGCCAUCAGACAGUAGCAAAUAAGCCAGUUUGCACUUUCAACAAUCUACCUGCAAUCUUAUCCGGAUCAUCCACUUCAUUAGCAUAGCACCAGCAGGACUUGCAGGUGGAUGGAAGAGAUAGAUGAUAAAGAGGUUUUGACUGGCGCCAAUGGAAGAGUGUUAUCCAUUUACUGAGAUGGGGAAGACUGCAGGAGAACAGUAUUGGCUGGAUCCUGCAAAAACCCUUGCUGAACACAAAGAACUGAUCAACACUGGACCUCCAUAUACUUUGUAUUUUGGUAUUAAAUUCUAUGCUGAAGAUCCAUGUAAGCUUAAAGAAGAAAUAACCAGAUACCAGUUUUUCUUGCAAGUGAAGCAAGAUGUCCUUCAGGGCCGGCUGCCCUGCCCUGCCGGCACUGCUGCUCAGCUGGGAGCAUAUGCUGUCCAGUCUGAACUUGGAGAUUAUGACCCAUAUAAGCAUACUGCAGGAUAUGUGUCAGAAUACCGGUUUGUUCCUGAUCAGAAGGAAGAACUUGAAGAAGCCAUAGAAAGAAUUCAUAAAACUCUAAUGGGUCAGGCUCCUUCUGAAGCAGAGCUGAAUUAUUUGAGGACUGCAAAAUCCCUGGAGAUGUAUGGCGUUGACCUCCAUCCCGUCUAUGGAGAAAACAAAUCUGAGUAUUUCUUAGGAUUAACUCCAGUUGGUGUUGUUGUCUACAAGAAUAAAAAGCAAGUGGGGAAGUAUUUCUGGCCUCGGAUUACAAAGGUUCACUUCAAGGAGACGCAGUUUGAACUCAGAGUACUAGGAAAAGAUUGCAAUGAAACUUCAUUCUUUUUUGAAGCUCGGAGUAAAACUGCUUGCAAGCAUCUUUGGAAGUGUAGUGUAGAACAUCAUACAUUUUUUAGAAUGCCAGAAAAUGAAUCAAAUUCACUGUCAAGAAAACUCAGCAAGUUUGGAUCCAUGAGUUAUAAGCACCGCUAUAGUGGCAGGACAGCAUUGCAAAUGAGUCGAGAUCUUUCUAUUCAACUUCCCCGGCCAGAUCAGAAUGUGGCAAGAAGCCGAAGCAAGACUUACCCUAAGAGAAUAGCACAGACACAGCCAGCUGGAUCAAACAGCAUAAACCGGGUAACUGCAAACAUGGAAAAUGGAGAAAAUGAAGGAACAACUAAAAUUAUUGCACCUUCACCAAUAAAAAGCUUUAAGAAAGCCAAGAAUGAAAAUAGCCCUGAUAUCCAAAGAAGCAAACCUCACGCGCCAUGGGAAGAAAAUGGCCCCCAGAGUGGUCUCUACAGCUCUCCGCAUGACCGCACGAAGUCCCCAAAGUUCCCCUGCGCACGCCGCCGAAACCCCUCCUGUGGGAGCGACAACGACUCUGUACAGCCAACAAGGAGAAGGAAAGCCCAUAACAGUGGUGAAGACUCAGAUCUAAAGCAAAGGAGAAGGUCCCGCUCACGCUGUAACACAAGCAGUGGUAGUGAAUCAGAAAAUUCCAAUCGAGAACACCGGAAAAAGAGAAACAGAAUACGGCAGGAGAACGACAUGGUUGAUUCGGCGCCUCAGUGGGAAGCUGUAUUAAGGAGACAAAAGGAAAAAAACCAGGCGGACCCCAACAACAGGCGAUCCAGACACAGAUCGCGCUCGAGAAGCCCUGAUAUCCAAGCAAAAGAAGAGUUAUGGAAGCAUAUUCAGAAGGAACUUGUGGAUCCGUCUGGGUUAUCAGAAGAACAAUUAAAAGAGAUUCCAUACACUAAAGUAGAGACUCAAGGUGACCCGAUCCGAAUCAGACAUUCUCAUUCGCCGCGAAGUUACCGCCAGUACCGCCGGUCCCAGUGUUCAGAUGGAGAGCGAUCCGUUCUAUCGGAAGUGAAUUCAAAAACGGAUCUUGUACCUCCACUUCCCGUGACCCGCUCUUCAGAUGCGCAGGGUUCUGGUGGCUCCACAGUUCAUCAGAGGAGAAAUGGGUCUAAAGAUAGCCUGAUUGAAGAAAAAUCUCAGACAUCUACAAGCAAUCUGGCUGGAAAACAUAUAGCAAAAACAAUAAAAACUAUCCAAGCUUCACGCCUCAAGAUAGAGACUUGAUCCCAGUGAAAGGCUUGGAAUGGGGGAUGAAGAGGGGGUGGGAAGGGUGUGUGCUGCCUUUACUUUGAAACUGUGAAUUGUAAUUAUUCAAGUAUCUUGGACCUCCAAGUGUUUCUUCAGAAGAAAAUCGAGUCUGUUGCUCCUUUUAAAAGGUUUAACUACAGUGUAUUUGUGCUGAAGAGCCUUUUUUUUUUUUUUGUAGUAACUGGAAGGAUAGUCGUCUUGUAAAAACUCGUGCCGCAUCCACAACCCAAGCCAGGUGUUUCUGGACUCCUGGGACCGCAGCUGGCCAGCUGUGCAAUAGUACAAGUGGGACGAAGAGCUCUCCCCCUCUAGGUGGACCUCCACCUGUGCAGAUGCAUAAAGGAGGCCACAUCACUUUUCACACUAGAUAUUUUUACUCACAUAAAUGUUCUUUGUAAUGCUGUAUUUUGUGGCAUUAAGUUCCACUGGUUAUUUACAAAUGUAAAGUUUUAUUUGAAAGCAUUGAUUUUAAUUUCUA
Messenger RNA from Myotis myotis, 3859 nucleotides. It is a transcript of the gene EPB41L4A, whose product is annotated as erythrocyte membrane protein band 4.1 like 4A. Gene Ontology annotation, molecular function: cytoskeletal protein binding. Lineage: Eukaryota; Metazoa; Chordata; Mammalia; Chiroptera; Vespertilionidae. The record is from RefSeq and is a predicted model, not a curated record. The transcript is spliced from 27 exons. The coding region runs from base 1450 to 3357 and encodes 635 amino acids. Gene Ontology annotation, cellular component: cytoskeleton.